Momordica charantia (bitter melon) is the source of this 1406-nucleotide messenger RNA. RefSeq names its product E3 ubiquitin-protein ligase SINA-like 7. Gene Ontology annotation, molecular function: zinc ion binding. Lineage: Eukaryota; Viridiplantae; Streptophyta; Magnoliopsida; Cucurbitales; Cucurbitaceae. The record is from RefSeq and is a predicted model, not a curated record.
AGUGGUCUGUGUACAGUUUUCCCAUCCCGCUUGAUGCGAUGGAAGAGGAUGCGUGGCCAUCUUUCAGAUAACGAUCUUCUUCCUGUUCCUCGCGGGAGAAGGGGCAUCGCAUCGAAAAUGGCGAAGUUCUCGGUUGGUGGAGAAGACGACGGCGAAGACGGCGGCCCAAGUAGUCCUACGGGGAAGAGGAGGAGGCCCUCUUCUCGAAUCAACGCCACAGUUGAUUAUCCCCACCAGAAUGAACCACGCGAGGCCUUCGAUUCCGACAAGGAACAAACUGAGACCGAGGAAUUAGACCAGAGGAAGCGACAUCGGAUUCAUGAAAUACACCAACAAGUGCCAGAGGGCGCUACUAAAAAGGCACUGUGGUCGGUUACGUCCUGUUCCAAAACCCUAAAGACAAACGGCGGCGGCUCUGUUCCGAUGUUCUUGAUUGACCCAGAAGUGUUGGAUUGCUCCAUUUGCUGCGAACCCUUGACCGUCCCCAUCUUCCAGUGUGAGAAUGGGCAUAUUGCAUGUUCUUCCUGCUGCAACAAACUUAAGAAUAAAUGUGCAUCCUGCUCUUGGCCUAUUGGCUAUAAUCGUUGUCGAGCCGUUGAGAAGGUUCUUGAAUCGAUUAAAUUACCGUGCAAACAAUCACAGUAUGGAUGCAAGGAGAUGGUUAGUUAUGGUAAUGAAAGUGAGCAUGAGAAGACAUGCCUAUAUGCCCCUUGUUUAUGCCCCCUUUCUGAUUGCAACUUUACGGCCUCAUCUAAGCAGUUAUCACUACAUUUCAGCAGUAAACACAAAAACUCUGCUACCAACUUCCAGUUCAGUUCCAGCUUCACCAUUUGCUUAAAAACUGAUGACAGUUACCACAUUCUUCAAGAACAGGAUGAUGGUAUUCUUUUUAUUCUCAGCAAUAGUUUUGAACAUCUGGGAAGUGCUGUUAAAGUUUGUUGCCUUAGGCCUAAUUUUUUGAAGGAAGCAUUUACUUAUGAUCUAAAGGCAGAAACUCAGGAUCUCUCCCUCUUUUUACAUUCUUCCAUGAAGAACAUUAAGUCGUCAUCCGAUUGCUGCCACUCAACGAGGUUCCUUUUGAUUCCAAGUGAUUUAUUCGACUCUCGUGGCCAGAUCAAGUUGGAUAUAUGCAUAUGGAGAGACGGUUCGUCCCCGGUAUGCAUAGAUGAAAGGCAGGGGUGAGUCAAAACGGAUAUAUUGUGUUGUUUGUAUGAAUUUGUAUAUAAAUUUGUGCAUCAGUGUUAAUAUUGUAUAUAUCAUGGAAAACAAGGUCAUCUUAAAAGCUCAUUUAUGCUGUAUAGUUUGUAUAUAUAAGUCCUCCAUUUCCUUGGUUUAUUUAUGAACUCUUUUAGAUGGAAAACUUUUCCAUGGCCCAAUAAUGAGAACUCCUUUGUAUAUUUAUUUAA